UUGAUUGUACAGUACAUGUAUGUUCGGCACUAGCACAGACUGUGUCCGGUGAUGAUGGGCGUAUUAACGUUCGUUUGGUCCACUGGAAGUUGAAGAGCGGGACCAAGUUACGUCCAUGACGUCACAUGGCCUACUCCGUCACGUCCGGGUACCGGGUGUAGUGAAUAAAGGCACUGGAGCGUGACUGGACUUGGCGUCAAGCCAGGCUGCCCCGCCGACCGCAAGUUAGUCUUGUGAACAGCACCAUACAGUGAUGAUACAGUGAUGCAUUUUAUCAUCAUCAGUCUAACAGUCCAUUACUCAGAUCGGCCACUAAUUGUCAGGAUUUCCAGGAUUCCCGAGUGGAUUACUCAAUCAUUUCGUACCUGUACACCUACUGUACAGCACAUGACUUGCACAGCAACACAAUGAGCACCACCACUCCACAAACAAACCUGAUGCUCAGUUUAGAAAACGGCUUCUUGAAUCAAGAGGAGAAACUGAAGCUAGUGGGUACCAGUCCUUACGCCAUGCACCAUAGUGGAGGAGGCAGCGGGGAUGUCAUGACGCUGGUGACCAGAGAAGCUGGUAGUCAGCCUUCCAUCAGCGGCAGUCCCAUGACUAGUUCCAGCUUGGAGGACAAGAAGUUCCGGGAUCCAUCGGAGGCACAGGCACAGCUACCUGGAAUGAUGCAGGCGUAUAAGUCUCUCAUAGCCAGCGUGGGGGAGGACCCAGACCGACAGGGUUUAAAAAAGACGCCGGAGAGGGCUGCCAAAGCCCUCAUGUUCUUCACCAAGGGCUAUGAACAGAAAAUAGAAGAUGUACUGAAUGAUGCUAUAUUUGAUGAGGAUCAUGAUGAGAUGGUCAUCGUCAAAGACAUAGAGAUGUUUUCGCUCUGUGAACACCACCUUGUGCCUUUUAUUGGAAAGGUAUCGAUUGGAUAUCUGCCAAACAAGCGCCUUCUAGGGCUCAGCAAAGUAGCAAGGAUUGUGGAGAUAUACAGCAGAAGGUUACAAGUACAAGAGAGACUAACCAAACAGAUAGCGUUAGCAAUGGUUGAAGCAAUAGCACCUAUGGGAGUGGCAGUGACUGUCGAAGCCACCCACAUGUGCAUGGUGAUGCGAGGAGUCCAGAAGUUGAACAGUAAAACAAUAACCAGCACAAUGCUGGGAGUCUUCCGCGAUGACCCCAAGACAAGGGAGGAGUUCCUGUCUUUAGUUCGCUCCUGAGCGACAUGCCCAUAUGCCAAAGUAUCCAGGGCAUCAGAGCUGGUGCACCUGGUUCAAGUAUUCAGGGGGAUCCCAUUGCCACUGCCUCAUCUGCCAGGGGACUCGUAGCCGGGAGACAAUCUGUAACCACAGAGGGUGCUGUUCUGUCUGCACACGGACAGAACGAGGGCACAAUGUGCGUGUCACUUUCAAGCCUCACAUCUUUGUACCAUGCUACAGCAGACAAGCAAUCAAACUGGAGUUUGUGCCACUUUUUAGCAUCAUAAAAAGGGUCACUCCUCAGCACGUACAUGUGUCAGUACACUAAGCAUUGUCAGCAUAUCCUUUGAAAUCAGAUCAUGAACAUGAUGAAGGUGAAAUGCACAUAUUCUAUUUCAGUUUAAUAAGUGUAGUGAUCAACUAGAAAGCUGCACAUAUUCAGUUUUGAUUGCACGUGUUUACUGCACGUCUCUGGAUUAGCAAAAGUAAAUAAAAUGAAAUAAAAAGCACCAUCAAGGUAAGAGUGUCCUCUGUAAAACCACUUACAUGUAAGUUGGAAACCACCCCAUAGCCCAUCCCUUCCUCCCAGCCAGUUUCUUAUUGCUGGACCCACCCCUCCAAUCAAAUUGAAAAUUGGUCAUACACAUACACCUUAGGUUAGAAUGGUGGGGGUUAAGACUCCUCAAGACCAACACAAGAACUCCAGUCUGAAGUCAAAUCACAAGCUAUUUAAAUAAACUACAACAAAAGUUAUUUCUCCUUUAUCAUUGUUCACCCUGCUUUUUGUGGCUGGUCUUGUGUCUAGUGUGGAUAGUUAAACUAGCCUCCAAUGAUGAGCCAUGUAACUUGUACAUGUAUUUUCCCAAGAUGAUUGCAAAGCCAAGGGUAAAAGAAUGCUCUGUGGAUCGCUGAGGGAGGCUAGUUUUACUAUGCCGUAAGGUACAUGUAUAUACAUGUAGUGGUCGGUGUUUGUUUUAUGACAUUUCAUGCACAGAUUCUGUACACCUUACCAUCAACAUGUCAUUCUCACAUGUAGAACCUCUGUGAAAGGUUACUUAGAUCCAUGUUAUUUGUUUGCUCAAUUGCUCACAGUGUUGCUUCUCUGUCCUAGUAAGUUUGAAAAUGUUCACAGUGUAAUCACACUUUUCUCGAUGUUUGUUGAAUCAGUUGCAUCAAGAAUCAAGUCUGUGUAGAAAUGUUGUAGGAACUAUGUUGAAAUAACACCUGACUAUUUCCAAUUAUGUUCCAUUAUUAUUGUAGUAAAUACCCUAGUCCAGUGGAUACGAGGGUGAUAGACUAAGUUUUGUGCUACAUGUAUGUGCAAAACAGGUCUUGGUUCCAUUCAUGGUUUUGUUACUACCGGAACUGUGUAUGGUAUUUUCUUUUGGUUACUACAUGUGUAGUAUUUUAUUCAGAAUGAGACUUCAUAUGGAACUCUCUCUGUCUUCGCCAGUGUUAUAUUAUUUGCCUGCCAGUAUAGCUGGUAAAUUAAGGCCAGCCUUCACUACAAAAGCAAAAGAAUCAUUCACAAAGUGUUUACAAAUCUCAUGCAACUUUCAAUCAUCAAAUAAUCAAUACUAUGAUGACACACCUCUUGCGGGUUCUUUAUUCUGGUUGGCUGAAACAUGGUCAUGUGAGUUUGUUUCUGCAUUCAACUGGGGACCUUGAACAAUAGAGGACAAUAAGGUCCCCGA
Molecule: messenger RNA, 2881 nt
Organism: Acanthaster planci (crown-of-thorns starfish)
Lineage: Eukaryota; Metazoa; Echinodermata; Asteroidea; Valvatida; Acanthasteridae
Gene: gch1
Product: GTP cyclohydrolase 1
Biological process (GO): tetrahydrofolate biosynthetic process; tetrahydrobiopterin biosynthetic process
Cellular component (GO): cytoplasm
Molecular function (GO): GTP cyclohydrolase I activity; GTP binding; zinc ion binding
Source: RefSeq, a predicted model, not a curated record